Messenger RNA from Camellia sinensis, 2193 nucleotides. The record is from RefSeq and is a predicted model, not a curated record. Lineage: Eukaryota; Viridiplantae; Streptophyta; Magnoliopsida; Ericales; Theaceae.
CCGUUAGAUUUGAUGAAAUCACAGUGUCCAGUGAACCGCCUCUGGUAGCUGAUCAGAGAAGCCCCUUUCAUAAAAUUCAGAGAGUUGAAUUGGAUCGAUUGGGAAGGUUCUUACAAUGGUGGAAGAGAAGGCAACCAAUGUAUCAGGCAUUGAGGGCGAGGACGAGGACGAUGAAGAACCCGGGGAGGUAAUCGAAUCAGCACCGCCUCUCAAGGUCGGUGAUGAGAGAGAAAUCAACUCCUCUGGUAUCAAGAAGAAGCUCCUCAAGAGUGGUCUAGGUUGGGAUACCCCUGAGUUCGGCGACGAAGUCACUGUUCACUAUGUUGGUACUUUACUUGAUGGAACCAAGUUCGAUUCCACUAGUGAUCAAGAUAAACCUUUCAAUUUCAAGCUUGGCCAAGGUCAAGUGGUUACUGGAUUGGACCAUGCAAUCAUUACCAUGAAGAAGGGGGAGACGGCAUUGUUCACGCUGCCCCCAGAAUUGGGUUAUGGAGCCACAGGCACAAAUGGUGUCCCUCCCAAUUGUGUUAUUCAGUUUGAAGUGGAUCUCAUCUCAUGGAUCACAGUAGCAGAUGUUUGCAAGGAUGGUGGAAUUAUCAAGAAAGUUAUGGAGAAGGGAGAACAAAUUGGCCCACCUGGUGAUUUAGAUGAAGUUCUCGUGAAGUAUCAGGUGAGGCUGGAUGAUGGUGCUAUAGUUGCAACAACACCAGAAGAAGGAGUCGAAUUUCAUGUGAAAGAUGGCCAUUUUUGUCCAGCACUGCCAAAAGCACUCAAGACCAUGAGAAGGGGAGAGAAGGUCAAUCUAAUUAUUCAACCUAAGUAUGCUUUUGGAGAGAGUGGUAACAAUUCUAAAAAUGAAUUUCCUUUGAUACCACCAAAUGCUGUAUUAAACAUUGAUCUGGAGCUGGUGUCAUUCAAGCCUGUCAUUAAUGUUACUGAUGAUUCCAAGGUAAUGAAGAAGAUUUUGAAAGAAGGGGAAGGCACUCUCACUGCAAAUGACGGAGCAGCUGUUACCAUUAGGUAUACAGCCAUGCUAGAAGAUGGCACUGUGUUUGAGAAGAAAGGAUUUGAAGAAGGGCCAUUGGAGUUCAUUACAGAUGAAGAACAAGUAAUUGCUGGAUUGGACUUAGCAGCAGCAACAAUGAAGAAGAGGGAGCAGGCAAUAUUGACAAUUGCUUCUGAAUAUGGAUUUGGCGGCACAGAAGCUAAGCGUGAUCUCGCUGUAGUUCCACCAAAUUCAACUAUAGUCUAUGAAGUUGAAAUGUUGGAUUUUGUAAAGGAGAAAGCACCAUGGGAAAUGAGUAAUCCAGAGAAAAUUGAGGCAGCAGAGAGGAAGAAAGAAGAAGGCAAUAUACUCUUUAAAAAUAGAAAGUACCAAAGAGCUGGCAAAAAAUAUGACAAGGCAGCUGACUAUGUUAGUGAAGAUGUUUCCUUUGGAGAUGAUGAUCAAAAGCUAGUCAAAGCAUUAAGAGUGUCAUGCUGGCUAAAUGGUGCAGCUUGCAGCCUCAAGCUGAAUGAUUUCCAUGAAGCAAUCAAGCUGUGUUCUAAGGUCCUAGAUGUGGAGUUCCAUAAUAUAAAAGCUUUGUAUCGGCGAGCGCAAGCUUAUAUGGAAAUUGCAGAUUUAGACUUGGCUGAAUUGGACAUCAAGAAGGCCCUGGAGGCUGAUUCUCAGAACAGGGAGCUUAAGUUGAUCCAGAAGAAUUUGAAACAACGUCAAGCUGAGAGCAAUAAGAGAGACGCAAAGCUCUACUCGAACAUGUUUUCUCGUAUGACAAAGGACUCUUCUGUGGCUACUACUAAGAGAUUGAAGAUUGAGGAGGUUGUAGAUAAUAAGAGAGAUGAAGAGAUUAUGGCAAUGGAAACGGAAAAUGUUUCCGUGAGUUCAGCACCCCCUCCUGACAAUGAAAUGGUCAUUGAUUCUUCUUGAUAUAUAUAUAUAUAUAUAUAUUUAUAAUUUCUGUAAUACAUAUUUCUGUAAAAUAACCGCUAAAAGGCAAGAGGAAUGUAUAUUUUAGGGAUAUAGAAAGUAUACUUUAUUUUCGGGUCAACUGAGAUGUGGAGAUAGGUACCAAAUCCAUGUCUAUCUUCCCCAAUUAAGUGGAAAAUACUCGCUACCUGAGUAACUGCUGUUUGUUUGGUUGUUUCGUUUUCUGUUUUCAUUUUUAAAAAGCACAGAAAAAUUAUUUUGGCGAA